AUGUCGACCACGAGUCCCAUAUGUAAUUAUUAUGUGGAUUCAUUGAUACACCAUGAAAGCGAGGAUGUUCUUGCGGCUCGAUUCUCGGCUCCUGGUUCGCACCCCACCGGCCCUCGUCCGACGUCCCUUGUACCGGAGUGUGGUGACUAUCCCUCCUGCAGCUUUUCCCCGAAACCACCCGUGUUUACUACCUCUUGGGCCCCUGUUCACUCCCAGUCCUCAGUGGUUUACCACCCAUACAGCCACCAACCUCAUUUAGGAACGGACUCAAGGUAUGUACGGUCAUGGCUAGAGCCGAUCUCGGGGGCCAUGUCCUUCCCUGGCUACCCAGCCAACGGCAGACACUAUGGGCUGAAGCCCGACGCCUUCCAGGAGCAUCGAGCCGGUGACUGCCUCUCCUCCAACGGACGCACCUACACGGAUUAUCUCUACUGCACCUCCGCUGACAUUCGAGAAAAGAACCAAACGAACAUCCCUUCUCCCGAGACCGAGCUUUUGGCUUCCGGAAAGCAUAAAGACGAGAAGCCAGAAAUAGAUCCGAGUAAGUUCAAGCCCCUUGUUUUACAACCGGGAAUGGGGGGUUGUUUGGAUGAGAUUCUGUCUGUGUUAAUUGCGUUUGAUUUAAAGCUGGGCUAUAGUGUCUCUUUCCCAUAAUAUGCUCUUUCAUCCCUCUUUUCUUUCCUCGACUGAAUCUUCUCUGCUAGGGGGCUACCUUGUGGAACUAUAAAGAGACAAACGGUAGUAGGAUUGGGCUAUAAAACGACGAGCGGGUUAUAAAAUGGGACUCGAAAAACAAGUCUAAUACUAUGGACGUUGUGAAUUUAGAGGGACACUGAAUGCAACAUGCUCGCCUCUCAAGCAAAUAUGUAGCCUAUUUUAUGUGCUAAAUACUUUUUACGCAUGAAUUGGGACUCCCUGCCAACAUUUAUCAUCAUUUUAAUCUAUUUUGGUGGUCACCAUGGUUUAUGCUACUAUUUUAUGUUAUGCUAGUAUGCCACUAUCCCCAUAGGCCUACAUGAAAAAUACACUACUUUUAAUGAACUUUUAAAGAUAAUCUCAAUGGGAUAUUAUGUUGCUAUAUCAAGUAUCAAGUAUAUCCAGUAAAAGUGGAUAAACACCAAAGAGAAAACAUGAUAAAGAACUAUCAUGGCAACACACGGUGUAGCCUAUGUGUAGGCUAUAUGUUGUCUGUUGCCAUAGGCUAAAUGUUUUCCAUUUCAAGACAAAUUCAGAUAUAACGCCAAACAACUUGAGGAAUGUUAGCAACAUAUUCGAGGGACUUUCACUACCGACUUGUACAUGCUUGAAUCACAGGCCGUUUUAUGGGCCUAUAAAGUGAAUAAGCCCAUUGAGUAUUUUACGACGGCAUUGCUCAGAAGUCCAAGAAAGGGAAAAGCUGGAAGAGCAUCACUAAAUGUUGUAAAGUUAACAUAUAGGCCUACAUUUGACGUUUGAUUCCUACAGCAUUAAAUUUGCUGAUACAUUCGAGGGAUUAUUCCACCACUUUAUCUGAAGACACACUAGUUUUGUACUGGAGACCCACAGGACAAGGCUAUAGACUAGGGCCAUUGUAUUAUUGUCAUUGCUUCAAGUUUAUUGCUGACUGAUAAUGUGUUAUCUGUUUUUAUGUGUUGAUUUGCAGAUAACCCAGUGGCAAAUUGGAUUCACGCGCGUUCUACAAGGAAGAAGCGGUGCCCUUAUUCAAAAUACCAGACUCUCGAACUCGAAAAGGAGUUUUUGUUCAAUAUGUAUCUAACCAGAGACCGUCGAUACGAGGUGGCAAGAGUCCUCAACCUCACUGAGAGGCAGGUCAAAAUAUGGUUCCAGAACCGGCGGAUGAAGAUGAAGAAAAUGAACAAGGAAAAAACCGACGCAAACAAAGAACAAUAAUAAAGGAAUGGUUACAAAAACGGCAAUGGACAAAAACAAAAAUCAGACAACAGUAAAAUAACCACUAUUGCCUUGGACAACAACAAAGAUAAACCAAAAUACAUUAUGCUCCCUUCUUAAUGUUGGAUUUUGGGUUGGAUUUAGUUUUUGUAUUAACCCCACCUUCCAUGUUUGAUGCUGAAUAUUUGUUUGUUUCCUACGGGCACUUUUCUUUGUCCAGGUUUAAAAGAACCCCAUUCUAAGAAAAUAAAACAUUCUGCACUUACUUUGAAGAUACGUGUAUGAGUUUCUUUGCAUAAGGGACAUUUUAAUUAAUUAUAUUUUGGACAAAUUAAAAAUGUAGGCCCCGAAGUAGGCCUAUAAGAAAGAGAAUACUUGAAUUAUUUUAACUUCUUCACUCCAUAAUUUAUGAUGUCCAUGUGAAUGUUUCUUCCGUGUUUGUUUAUUUUCUGUGUUGUGGGUGUAGUAGCAUAUUUUGUACAGAAAGAGAACAUCUGCCGUCUUAACAAAAUGUCUGUCUUGUGUCUAUGUGGUAACGUAACCGUUUGAUGUACCUAUUUGUGCAUUUCAUAUUCAGUUGAUUGUAUAGGCACGUUUCAUUCAUUAUAGAAGUGUAGAUAUAGGCCUACUCAAAUAUAAACAUUAUCACGAGGCUCUUGUGUUUUCUCUAUUUAUUUUAAGCCAUGUCUCCAAACAAAACAAACUUAAAUAUGCAUGCAAUCUUACUACCAAUUUAGAUCCAUAUGUAGUACAGCAUAUUGCAACGUAAAGCACACAUUUGUGGCGCGUCAAAUAGCCAAUGAAUCGACAAUGAUGUCAACACAAAGGCACACAAUCCGGAUUUGUGUUAAUCAGGAGAGAAAUACCUGUAUGAAAUUCAAUAGCCCAAUUUCCCUGCACGUUGUGUGGAAUAUUGGAAGCAGAUGGAACGUUUCCUAAUCCUCGUUCUAGUAUUUGCAGGCUAAUCAGAAUAUUUAGACUAUCACUCUUUAGACUACCAAGUGCGCCGAUAAGAGGGUUAUUUUUUCUCUCUCGAAUAGGCCUAUCUAUAUAAGUACGCCAACACCUCAAUGCUGUUACUAUGAUUUAACAAAACUUUUGUUUUAUAUGGUGUUGUUUUGAUACAUAUUAUAUUUUAAUGCGUCAAUUUAAGGUUACCACAGGCCACCACAUCUAUUCACAAAUCUACCACAACUAGUUUGCAUUGCACUGCGUAAACAUCCAAGACAGCCUAUAAAUCAAAAUGUAGUAGUAAAAUGUGUUAUAGAACAAAUAGGAAACAGUCAUUACUCAUAUUUUGGAAAAUAAAUAUACAUGUAUUUCGUGAUAAAAACCGCAGCGACAACUUCAUAUCAAAAUAUGGCCAAUAAGCCUGUGUCAUCACAGGUCUAGCCAUAUGUGUCACAUGUAAUAAUUUAUUUUCCUAAGCAAAAAUACUAGCAGCUGCGUAUGAAGAUAAUAUUGUCUUUAACCUUUAACCAUGUUUGAGGCACCUUUGCGUGUGCAUGAAGCUAAGGAAGAAGUAGUUAGGCUAGCAGGAAUUCUGAACAAAUCUUGUAACAAGCGCUAUAGGCAUAGUUUAAACCAACUUCCUCAUAAGCGAAAAUAGAUCAUUAAAGAGAGAGUAAUUACAUUUACAUUUUAUACAUUUAGCAGACGCUCUUAUCCAGAGCGACUUACAGUUAGUGAGUGCAUACAUUUUUUUUUUUUCAUACAUAAUUACAAUUAAUAAAUUAUAAGAAACGUAUUUCGAUCCAUUCGUCUUAUUUGAAAGGUACCGAAAUUAAAGUUUUCUAAUGUGAAAAUAAAUUCACAUGUCUGGCAUUUGUUGCCUGGGUUCUUGGCCUAAAUUGCCCUUUUGUGGUGUUGAACAAUAUGGACAGGAUGUUGUAAUAUCAAAGCCCAAUCCAGUGUAUUUCCGCACAGGACAGAAACGCUGCUUUUACAGCCCUGUUGGAGCUCGGUUGUUUGUCUCAAAUACAGACGAACAAAGCAAACCCGACUAACUGGCUAGACGUCUGGGCUAAAUUACUUUAUGGUUUUAAUGGUGGGACGGUGGGACGGUGGUUGAUGGUGGACUCGUUCAAAGGGGACUUACUACAGCUAGUUUGUCUGUUGGGCCCACCGCAAACAAGCCUGCUGCCUUCCCCCUGGGCAGGUCUCUCUGAGCACGGGAGAGUGGGCUAUUAGACCGCAAGAAGAGAGGAAAGCCAAAAGCAGUAUAAAUGCGUGGGACUAUAUAGUCUAUUCGUUAUCUUAAGACAAUCCAUAUGGAGAGCAUGUCAAAAACUAUUCUGAGUGGGUCUACUGAAAUAGAAGCAGAUACAAAAUGUUGGAGGCCCUAUAAGGAAAUUGUUUAUUUGACAGAUCGUAAAAUACAUUUUCAACACAAAUUUGUGGUCGUAUAUUGAUUAUGUCUACUACUGCAUUUAUUUUUUCCCUCAUGUAAACACGUCGAUUUGAUGAUAGCAUGCAUGGUGCAGAUGAAUGUUGGUGAUCGAACUCAACACUAGAUGACACUGUUGACCGACUGUAUUGCUGUGUGCUGCUGUUGCCUUGCAUGGUGCAAAAAUGGGGAGUGGGCUAGACCUAUGCCUACAGGUCUACUGAUGAAAUAAAUGCAGCUUUCGUAUACGUAUAAGCCUAGUAUUUGUAGUUAACUAAAGCUGGUUUGUAUACAUGUUAAUCAAAUAGGCUUCACUGUUAGCACUGGGGCGGCAGGUAGCUUAGUGGGAAAGAGCGUUGUGCCAGUAACCGAAAGGUCGCUGGUUCUAAUCCCCCAGCCGACUAGGUGAAUUGCUCCUGUAUGUCGCUCUGGAUAAGAGCUUCAUGAAUAGGAGCUUACAUUAGCCUAAUCGAUUAGGUUGGUUCUGCAUAUUUGCACCAACAUUGAUUGGCCAAUUAACAUUUGGACAAAAAUUUGAAAACAACACAUUUUUCACGUUAAGCGCAAUUGAAAUCACUUCUUUGCCACGGUUUUUACGGCAGUGGUGUGGUCUAGCUUUUCUCUGGAGAGGCGUGGACCUUGCACCAUAAACCUUGUAUCAGCCACCAUAUACUUAAGAGAAUACCAGACAUUUCCGUAUAAAAACAAUGUAGAUCCUAAUAAUAACUAAUGAUAAUAAUAAUAAUAUACUAAUAGUUAUUGUAAUAAUACUGUUAUUAUUAGCAUUUAUAGGCCUUCAUCAGAAGCAUAGUAUUAUAGCCUAAUAGUAGCCUAUCAAAGUAAUGUUUUUGAGUCCUUUUCAGUGCUUUUGUUGUUGAAAUAGCAAUCAGCAUAUUUAUAGACUGUGACAAGUCUGUAAAUGUUCUCUGUGUGCCUUUCAUAUGUUACGAUGAUGUGUAAAAAUCGUCAGUAACACCACAAAACCAACAUGAGCGCAUUCAGGGAGAGGCCAUGCUACAACUAAGUUAUACACAACUGAAAUAAACAUUGAGCUAUUGAUAUCUCCGCUGAAAUAAUGAGACAUCUAAUGUAGUCUAAUGUAACAAUUUAUUAAUUGCACGUGGCAGAUUUACUACUUUUGCUCAUAGGUUUAACAGGGUCAGUAGAGUGAGUCGGGUAUACAGGCCUUGUUUAUAUUUGCUCAUGCCUGGGUUUCAUGGCCUUCUAUAGUUAAGUGCGCAAGGGACUGGCAAAUCGCUUAUAGUUAGUAGGCCUAUAGCUCAAGUAUGAAAACUAAGGGCUAAUGUUGAGCGAGAAAGGUUAGACAUUUAAAUAUUUUUGUGAUUUUGUUAAAGAUGCCAAUAUCAUUAUUCUAUUCCAUUAUCACAUUUGUAGUUAUAUGUGCUAGGCCUGGCCUACUCGCUAAAGUUAUAUAGGCCUUUAUGUUUUGUUACCCUGUCAUAAAUAGCAGGCAGUAUAGUGAGCCCUCAAGCAGUGCUAUUGUGUAUUUAUGGUAGGCUGAGCUAACAGCUAACAGCAUCCCUUUUAGACCAUUAUUUGAUAUAAGGAAUGGCUCUCAAACUAUAUAAUAUACACGAGGUUACAUAUGAGGACUUUAAGAACAAAGCCUUUUUUAAUGUAUUUGUUAUAUGUGUGUAGCUUUACAUGGGUGAACUGGACCAAAAACCGUCCCUGGCAUUUCUAACAAACCGGCCCAUUCUUUUCCCUUGAGCCCCACACACGUCCCAUUCUUUUCUUCCAGGCCCCCACACCGGCCCAUUAUUUUCGUUGAGGCCCCCAUUAUUAGCCAGAUAAUAAUAAUUUUGCGCAAAAAACCUAAGUUAUACAGGCCCACUGGGCUAAAAACGGACCAGCACGCUCCAGUAGCACUAUGUAUCAUAGUAAUUUGGCCACAAAGAUAAUUUGAGAGUUGAUCAUUUUCACAUGGUGAUCAUAUGCAUCAUAUUGAGCUCCUUUUUCUUGUUGUAAUAGAAUGGUUAGUGCAGGUUGUCUAUCAUGGUGGGGGGGGGGGGGGGGGGGGGGGGGGGGGGGGUUGUUGAGAGGGAGGAUUAUGGUGGGGGUGGUUGGGUGGGAAGCUAAAAAAAAAAAAGAAGGAAAAAAAAGAGAGAAGCGCUUGUGACUGUGUCGGCGGAGCAAGCCAGCUAUAACCUUAACACAUUUCCAAAGCACACGCCAUGAGCCGGAUUUGAGGCUGAAAAAAGGAAACUACUGGAGAUAGUGAGAAAGACUCGAUGAGAAGAGUGUUGGAGCGCGAGAGAGCUGCCUGAGACUGUCUGUCCAAACGGGCAGCGUUUCUUCAUCUAGUUCCGGUUUGUCUGUCUGCUCUGUGUGCGACUGGGAACCUAAACCAAAGGCUGCCACAAUCCAAAACGGGGAUAUUCUACAACUAAGAAACCUUGUCUUGUUUAAUGCAAACUAAACAAUGAGCUCAUAUUUUGUUAACCCUCUUUUCUCCAAAUUCAAAGGCGGCGAAUCACUGGAGCCAACUUACUACGACUGCAGAUUCCCACAAAGCGUUGCCCGUAGCCACACGCUGGUCUACGGACCCGGGGCAGCUGCAUCGGGCUUUCAGCACCCUUCCCAUCAUGUCCAGGACUUUUUUCACCAUGGGACCACGGGGAUCUCCAAUCCUGGAUACCAACAGAACCCCUGCGCGCUGGCUUGCAAUGGAGACGCAACGAAAUUUUAUGGCUAUGAAGCUCUUCCGAGGCAACCGCUUUAUGGUACCCAGCAAGAGGCAAGCCUCGCGCAAUACCCAGACUCUAAAUCCUCUAACGGCUCUAACCCCGGAGAAGGACAAGGCCACUUAAAUCAGAACUCGUCUCCCAGUAUUAUGUUUCCUUGGAUGAGACCCCACGGUUAGAAUUAUUUUGUGUACUUUCUUUCCCAUAUGUGCGAGUAACUAUGUGUGUUUGUGCUCUGUGUGUGUUUGUGUGUGUGCUUGUGCGUGUGCCUGCGUGUGUAAAACCAAAAUAAAUAAUAAGGAAUUGAGAAUGUAGCCCUUUAUUUAUUGCGUUUUAGUGCAGCAGAAUAUACAGGUCUAUUGAUUACAUAGCUCUCGCGAGUAUACACUAUAAACAUUAGUUAUGUAAUCUCAUAUCUUAUAUAAGGUAGUCUAUAAUAUUAACAAUAAUAACCUUCUAACAAACAAAUUAGGUAAUAAUAAUGUAAUAAUAACCACACAAAAAAACAUGUUGGCUAACUUGACAGAGGUAUUGGUGAUAAAGAUAGUGUUUUGCUGGAGAAUAUCUGUAAUGACAAAAAAGACAGAAAUCCAGUUUAAAAAACGGUUAUUUGAAGAACCUGAAGUACGACUUGUCCACAUCCCCUGCUGUCCUAAAUGAAAUAGAAUCCUACUAAAUGAAGUGCCCAAAUUGUUACAGUAACAAUAAACGAUUUGUAAUGCAAAUAUCCUACUUUGCUUCUAUAACGUCACUAUUCUACAUGCUAUUCAUCCCUUCACAUGUCCUUGCCAUAAAGCAAGCUAAUAAGAUGAUGUAGGGUGUGAUAGAAUUGAUAAUUAAACACAACAUGGACUAUCGUUUCAAAUGUUUUUAGUGUUAUCUUAGAAAAAUGUUUUAGGCCUAAAGAUACUUCCUCCACAAUCUGCAGAAGAAUGUGUAUCUAUUGUGUGUGUGUGUGUGUGUGUGUGUGAGUGUGUGUGUGUGUGUGUGUGUGUGUGUAAGAGAGAGAGUGUGUGUGGUUGUGUGUGUGUGUGUGUGUGUGUGUGUGUGUGUGUGUGUGUGUGUGUGUGUGUGUGUGUGUGUGUGUGUGUGUGUGUGUGUGUGUGUGUGUGUGUAUGUGUGUAUGUGUGUGUGUGUAGUGCAGUUACCAGUUACAUAAUUGAAAAAGUAAAUGUUAGGUUGUACUUUCAAUGGAACAUAGCUCAAAGCUAGACGGACUCCAAAGACAAAUCAUCAUAUUGUUUCAUGGCCCCUUUUUCCUACUAAAGAAAUUAUAUUUAAUUUAUACUACAAAAGAGUAGACAUAUGGGAAUGUAUUAGAUUUAGAUUAAAAUAUUAAUGCCACCAUCAAAUUAACUCAGGAAAGUCCAGUCUGUGCCUUUCAUUAUGAUGAUCAAAUUACUAUAGUCCUAGUAGUAAUAUGUUAAAGACAAUAUCUAAGACAUAUAAGCUAACCUUAUUUACUAUUUCAUUUAAGCACCAGGGAGGCGGAAUGGAAGGCAAACCUACAGUCGUUACCAAACACUUGAACUGGAGAAGGAGUUUCUCUUCAACCCUUACCUUACACGCAAGCGGCGGAUCGAGGUGUCCCAUGCCCUGAGUCUCACGGAGAGGCAGGUCAAGAUAUGGUUUCAAAAUCGGCGAAUGAAGUGGAAAAAAGAAAACAACAAAGACAAGUUUCCCGGUCAAAGAGGAGAGGCGGAUGCCGAGGCUGAGGCUGAGGCCGAGGAGGAGGGCAACGAGGACGGUGAAGGGGAAGAGGGGGAAGAGAAAGAAGCGGAAGAGGGGGAAGAGAAAGAGGAGACCAAGGAGUGA
Molecule: messenger RNA, 8796 nt
Organism: Coregonus sp. 'balchen'
Lineage: Eukaryota; Metazoa; Chordata; Actinopteri; Salmoniformes; Salmonidae
Source: the annotation of a GenBank genome assembly